This is a messenger RNA of Phytomonas sp. EM1, 921 nucleotides long. Lineage: Eukaryota; Euglenozoa; Kinetoplastea; Trypanosomatida; Trypanosomatidae. The record is from the annotation of a GenBank genome assembly.
GUUACAAAUUAUUUUAUGAAUGUCUGAGGAGUCAUGCGACAACAGCAAGUAUAACAAGCGUGAUUACUGGGACCAGCGAUACACUAACGAGACCGAAUACGAUUGGUUACCUUCAAUUUACCCUGCUUGUGUCCAGGCUGUGUUUAGUUCUGUGGAAAAAGUUUACGAAGAGGAACACCGGCGUUGUCCAUGCGAUAAGAGUAGGGAGCCACAUGUGAUUAAAGUUCUUCAUCUUGGUGUUGGUAACUCGAAUUUGUGUGUCGAUCUGUAUAACCACUACAUCAAAAAAUACUCGGACCCUAAGGCUGCUCCUUACCAUCUAGUGCAAGUUGCCAUAGAUUACUCUGAAGUAGUCAUAGAGAAGAUGCAAUUGAAACACGCCGAUUUUUCGAAUCUACACUGGGUGGUGGCUGAUGUGCGUGAUCUAGAAGAGGUGCGGCGUCUCUACGGGCCGUCCUUUGAUGUUGUCAUCGAUAAAUGCAUGAUGGAUGCAUUUCAAACGGACAAAGAUAGUUCAAGAAUGAAAGAGGAUAUCUAUCGAAUGCUUCACGAGGUAAGCUUAUGCUUUACAGAUCCAGAUCGAACAAGUCCUCGGCGGUAUGGGCAGUUCAUUCAAAUAACCUGGGAAAUACCUUAUUUCCGAUUACAUUAUACUUUAGCAAAGGAAUCAUCUACUAUGUUUGCUUGGGGAGCCAAUGCAAGCUACCGAUUUCUGGGUGAUAGCGAUUUGUAUCGUCUAUAUGUUUAUGAAGUUCAGCCGUAAGUUGCUUAAUUUGUACACAAGAAGACGUUCUAUAGUGUCAACGGCCUAUUGAUUACUUCUCAUCACCUUUUUAAUAAAGUAAGGGGAUUUUUAUUAAACAUGAUAGCUUGGAUUAUAAUUUUUUUUCAAGGUGAACUUCACCGUUGAGGAAGGAACAU